UUCAAACUCAUAAUCGAAAUGCGUCCUCUGCCUGGAACCCCGCCUGUAUUUCCGUCAGCUUCUUCGUCACCUCGCUCAGUCACGCCUUGAAGAAGAUCUCAGAAAAAGAACGUGUAACUCAGGCCGCCAUAAUCGGUGCCAGCAUGUUUACAGAACUGAACUCACUUCCGCAUUUUCGCCGCCUCCUCCCCGAGCCUUUCGAAGCCGUUAUCUGCUCAUUAAGAAUGACCCACUUCUUGAAUCGGCAUCCCCAUUCUGUUCCGUUCCUUGAAGCAUUUCUAUACCUCUUUCUCGUUUUUCCGAUUAACCACAGGAGCGAGGAAUAUAUUGGCAGAAUGCUCAGUUUUGGCCGGCCGCUAAGGUAAAGAAAGGGUCAAGGUUCUUAGAAGCGCAGCGAGAAGUUCGAUCAAGAUGCCGAGGAGGAAACCACCUGAAGCUCCAACCGCGCAACCGUCGAGUUCGAAUCAGUUUUAUGCUGCGGUUCUUCAAUAUCAAAAUGAAAAGGUUUUUGAACAACUUCAAGCUCUGAAAGUUGAGUAUAGCAAUUUUGAGGAUAAGUACAAGAAACUUAGAAAACAGCAGGUGAUUUAUGAGGAUACAGUAGCAGCCGUUUAUAAUUCCUGGGAAAAGCUAGUUUCUGAAUUGCAAUCGUGCACUCUUCCACUCUUGUAUCUGCAACUGCUGGACAUAAUUUGCAACAUUUCUAUAAGUUGUAUGUGUCAGGUGGAGCCUACUUCCCCGUUCGGUAUGAUUUUGUUACUAGACUAUUGAAAACUGGUGCAACAACAGAAAGCGGCGCCGAGCCUGGUACUCGAAUGAAUCUUAAUAGACAUCAAACGAAUGAAACAAGAAUAGAAAUGUUGCAGUACAUAAUAAAUACGAUUAAUUGGACAUGGUUUAGAAGUGAUGAAUUUUUGUCUUCACUUAGACCUGCUUUUUCAGAAGAUGGAAUGCAACUACAGAAUUCGAUUGAUGACCUAAGGAUAGAAUUUAGGAGCCUUAUGGUGGCAGUAGAUGACCUGCAUUUGAAGCAUAUACUAUUAGCAAGUAGCAUCCAGAAUCAUAGGGACAGGACUGUUCAAUUUAAAGCUGAGCAAAAGCACUUAGAAGAUAUCAAGUCAGAACUGGAAGAAAGUAACUCCAAAUUGGCUUCAAUUAAGGCACAAAAUGUAGAAAUGGUCAGAAAAGAACAAAAGGAAAUACAGGACAUGGAGGCUUCGCUCAAGGAGUUGAACGAUUUAGUUGCGAGUAGGAUAGUGGAAAUCAGUAAUCUGCAUGGAAGAAGGAUGGAAAUUUCAAAGAAGCUGGUGAACUUGAAGAAUGUUUUGUUGGAUUUCAAGCGUAUCUCUUCUUCCGGAGCUUUUUUAAUGCUAAAAGACCAAGUGGAUAAAUCAAAAAUGGAAUUGGAGAAGUAUCAAAUUUUAUUGAAGAAACUACAGGUUGAGAAGGACAAUUUCCUUGUGCAUGAAAAGGAUGCUAAUUUAGUAGCUGUUAGAGCUGAAAUUAAUGAAAAGAUUCUUGAAAUUUUAAAACCUCUAAUUGAUGAACUAGAGCAAGAGCUGCCAAAACAAUAUCCAGACUGGUACCGGUUAUCAAUGGCGACUAAGAUUGAAGAGAAAUCGAGAGAACCCAGCAGGAGAGUAGUCAUUCAAGAGUUCAAAAAUUUUGUUUCUUCUCGUCAUAAGGAGAUGAGAGACAUGCAAAAUGAAUUGGUUAAAUUAAAAGAUUCUUCUUCUGAAAUUCAUAGCUUGCGAUCUCAAGUGCAUUCUUUAUCUGCCUUACUACAAAGGGAGGCUUACAAAUUGCAGUCUUUAUAUAAUAAAUCUGCGGGCCAGCAUUUCGAGAUAAAAAAUCUGCAUUUGGUG
This is a messenger RNA of Phalaenopsis equestris, 1865 nucleotides long. RefSeq names its product E3 ubiquitin-protein ligase BRE1-like 1. Gene Ontology annotation, cellular component: HULC complex; nucleus. The record is from RefSeq and is a predicted model, not a curated record. NCBI's taxonomy places the organism in Eukaryota, Viridiplantae, Streptophyta, Magnoliopsida, Asparagales, Orchidaceae. Gene Ontology annotation, molecular function: ubiquitin protein ligase activity; metal ion binding.